Messenger RNA from Penicillium soppii, 681 nucleotides. RefSeq lists its product as uncharacterized. The record is from RefSeq and is a predicted model, not a curated record. Lineage: Eukaryota; Fungi; Ascomycota; Eurotiomycetes; Eurotiales; Aspergillaceae. Bases 1 to 681 code for a protein of 226 amino acids. The transcript is spliced from 2 exons.
AUGAGCCAGAACAAUGUGACCCAAGCGGACCUCAUGGCCAGUGAUGACAAUAGCAAUAAGGCGCAUUAUGGUGGACAGAGCGUUGUGAGCGUUAUAAGGACUGCGAGCUCGUCGAAAGGGGUUAUAAAGGCGGCUUUCGCGAUGAAGGUGGCAACAACAAUGGGGUUUGAGUUCGCACACAACCAAAUCCUGGAGUGGGCAGGUACCUAUAAAGGUGGCACACCCAUAUUCAGUUACCGACUUGGGGUGGCAGAUGGACUUGUGGCCAUGGCCAAUCGGGAAAAGAAAAGAGAGCUUGAGCAAGUGCAAUGCAAAGAGCUCGAUUUGGUUGUGGCUAAAGAGCGCGAAGAAUCGAAGAAGCGUCAACGAGAAGUUGACAGAGUACAUAUUCUACCGACUUUCAACAGGGAAUUAAGCAGUUCCUCGGACUUUAAAGACAAAUGGCUGGUGCCAAAAAGCCCGGUUUCCAACACGACAGACUUAGGUAUCGACUCCGACAGCGAUCUUGAUGAUGUUGAAGGACUUGGUAUCAAGGCCGACUUUAACAUCGACGACGCCCAAAUCAUAGAUAUCGGCGAUGACUUGGACGAAAGUGUGAAAAGAUUUGUGAAACAUGAGUCUUCAGAGCCUUCAAAUUCUAUCGAAAUUCCCAAAUACAACCCGGCAGAAACCACAAACUAG